Messenger RNA from Cucurbita pepo subsp. pepo (vegetable marrow), 2214 nucleotides. Its product is annotated as cucumisin-like. Lineage: Eukaryota; Viridiplantae; Streptophyta; Magnoliopsida; Cucurbitales; Cucurbitaceae. Gene Ontology annotation, molecular function: serine-type endopeptidase activity. The record is from RefSeq and is a predicted model, not a curated record. Gene Ontology annotation, biological process: proteolysis.
AUGUCUUCUCUUUCAAGGCUUCUCUACCUCGCCUUUUGCCUUUCUCUGCUAUUUCUCGGCUCAAAUUCUGAAGAUGAUGAUAGAACGACGUAUAUUGUGUACAUGGGAAGUCAUCCAAAAGAUCGAGUUUCGACUCGAGCUCAUCACGAGAGAAUGUUAGGAGAAGCCAUUGGCAGUAGUUUCGCUCCACGCUCUUUACUCCAUAGCUAUAAGAGAAGUUUUAAUGGCUUUGUCGCGAAGCUGACUGAAGACGAAGUCCAAAAAGUUUCAGAAAUGAAGGGUGUAAUCUCGGUUUUUCCAAAUGGAAAGAAACAACUCCACACGACAAGAUCAUGGGACUUCAUGGGAUUGUCUCAACAAGUCAGCCGAGUUCCAUCCAUAGAAAGUGAUAUUAUUGUUGGAGUACUCGACACGGGGAUUUGGCCAGAAUCACCUAGUUUCCUCGAUGAAGGAUAUGGCCGGCCGCCACCCAAGUGGAAGGGUAGCUGUGAAGCCUCACUCAAUUUCUCGUGUAACAAUAAAAUCAUUGGAGCUCGAUCAUAUCGCACCAGUGGUAGUUAUGUAAUAGGCGAUAUCCAAGGUCCAAUAGAUUCAAAUGGCCAUGGGACGCAUACGGCAUCAACAGUAGCAGGCGGGUUGGUCAGGCAAGCGAGUAUGCUUGGUCUUGGCACUGGCACCGCAAGGGGAGGAGUCCCAUCAGCACGAAUCGCUUCCUACAAAAUAUGUUGGUCUGACGGUUGUCCUGAAGCUGAUAUUCUUGCCGCAUUCGAUGAUGCCAUUGCCGAUGGGGUUGAUAUCAUCUCUUUGUCGGUCGGAGGACACACACCAAAUAAUUACUUCAAUGACUCCAUAGCUAUUGGAGCAUUCCAUGCAAUGAAGAACGGAAUCCUUACAUCGAUGUCUGCGGGUAACGAUGGUUGGAAACCUUUCACUAUUAGAAACUUCUCACCCUGGUCUCUUUCGGUAGCAGCUAGUACUACUGAUAGGAGAUUUUUGUCUAAAGUUCAACUCGGAGAUGGAAGAAGCUUCAAUGGAGUCACGAUCAAUACAUUUGAUUUAAAUGGAACACAAUAUCCAUUGGUGUAUGCCGGAAAUAUUCCCAAUGUUACUGCUGGCUUUAAUGGAUCCAUCUCGAGAUUUUGUACGAGAAACUCGGUGGAUAGGGAUUUGAUGAAGGGUAAAAUUGUCCUUUGUGAUCAUUUCGUAUCGCCGAAAAAGACAAUAUUUUUAAAAGGUGCAAUCGGGAUUAUAAUGCAAGACAAUAAUCCAAAGGAUCUCUCAUCCCCUUUUCCUUUGCCUGCCUCUCAUCUUGGCACACAAGAAGGAGCUCUCAUUUCUUCUUAUGCCAAUUUAACUAGCCUUCCAACGGCUACUAUUUUAAAAAGCACUGAAGGGAAGUAUAAAGAAACCCCUUUUGUUGCAUCCUUCUCUUCAAGAGGUCCAAAUCCAAUAACCCCAGACAUUCUGAAGCCAGAUUUGAGUGGUCCAGGUGUUGAAAUUCUAGCCGCAUGGAGUCCUCUAGGCCCACCUUCAGGAGCUAAAGAAGAUAGCAGACAACUCCUUUUUAAUAUCAUUUCAGGGACUUCAAUGGCUUGCCCACAUGCUACCGCUGUUGCUGCUUAUGUUAAGUCGUUUCACCCUUCUUGGUCUCCUGCUGCCCUCAAAUCCGCACUUAUGACAACGGCAUUUCCCAUGAGAGCUGACCUUAACCCAGAAGCAGAAUUCGCAUAUGGUUCAGGCCACAUAAACCCUUUAAGCGCAGUGAAUCCCGGACUGAUCUACAACGCCACUGAGAUCGACUAUGUAAGGUUCCUUUGUGGUCAAGGUUACAGCACCAAGUUGGUCCAGCAAGUUUCUGGAGAUAAUAGCUCGUGUUCUCGAGGCGAUUUCGACCUAGUUUUCGAUCUAAACUAUCCUUCAUUUGCUCUUUCCACGCCUAUCUCAACCUCGAUCAGCCAAGUUUAUAGAAGAAGGGUCACAAAUGUUGGGUCGGCGAAUUCGACAUAUAACGCCAUAGUUUCGGGUCCUUCGGGGCUUAAAAUUACAGUAAAUCCUUCUGUUCUUUCGUUCAAUGCCUUGGGCGAGGAGCUGAGCUUUGAGGUUACAAUUGAAGGAAGCAUUAGUAGGGGCAUUGCGUCGGGUUCAUUGGUGUGGGAUGAUGGCCAACAUAAAGUGAAGAGUCCUAUAGUAGUCUUUGAUCCUAAUACCUUUUAA